AGUGAAAAUAGCAGGACAUGACGACGUCAGACUCCGGCAUUUCCGAGCAGGGCUCGGUCAACGGGGAAACCCCGUGGUACAAGAUCGUCACGGGAACCACGUUUGCCGUGGACGCCCUGCAGUAUGAGGGUGCGUUGCCGGCCGUCACGCACCACUUCUUGACGCACUUUCGCGAGGGUUUACCGUUGGACCGGAUCCGGUUGUUGGGCCAGACGUUGGCCAUGACCCGGGAAACGGCCAACUGCGUGGGGGAAGUCGCGUGCUUGCAAGAGCGGUUCAUUCGGUUGGUCGAGCUCAACAAGCCGGUUACGGUCAACGGAGUUCGUGUGACCGCGCUGGAAAACUCGGGAUCGGUAAUGUUCCUCUUCCAGACCGCGACCGGAUUGAACAUUCUUCAUGCCGGCGAACUGUGGCCCUACACGGAGGAUCCGAGUGUUUGGGGCUGUGAAGUUCACAUACUUUAUGUGAAUACGACCUGCGUUUCGGGACGUUUCUCAUUUUCUCAGCAAAUGUUGGCUGUUACGGACGUGAUGGCCCUAGUCCGGGCAAAUCUUAAGCACAUUAAGCAUAGAUUGUUGCUCGUCUGCGGAAGCAAUGUGGCGCAAAACGACCAACUGUUGAAGAUCCUAUCCAACGGUUUGAACUUCAAGAUUUGGGUUCAACCGGCUGGUGCUGCCGCCUUGAUAACGGCGGGAAAAGUUCAGCGCAAUCGGCUGGUGACGGAUCCCUGCCAGGCAAACAUCCACGUGUUGGCGAACGAGUUGCCGUACGAUCUACUCCUGACCUACCUGGACAACCUGCCCACCAUCUUCAGCACCGUCCUAGCCCUGCGUCCCUGUACACUUUCCCGAACCUCUUUCGACCGCGCUCGAAACACCAUCGCCGAGCCGGAACAACCCAUCAUGAGCGACAUGAGGCGCCGUUUUCUACACAUUCUGAAGCCCCUGGAAGUUAUCAGCACCGGGGACAGUCUGCUAAAAUGUGAGCCUGGCGUGGGACGUCUACCGGAAGGACCGCCACCGCCGGGAGCCCUGUCCGUGACGAUGUUUUUACGUCGGCCGUGUUGCAAAUUUUGCGACUCGCUCCAGCUCGUGGACCGAGUUUAGACCGCUCGCCAGCGAAAUCAAUUUUACAUAUUUAAGCAAAGCUGAUCGAAAUUUUACGUGUAAUUUCCAAAGUUG
This is a messenger RNA of Culex pipiens pallens (northern house mosquito), 1181 nucleotides long. RefSeq names its product DNA cross-link repair 1A protein-like. Gene Ontology annotation, biological process: protection from non-homologous end joining at telomere; interstrand cross-link repair; double-strand break repair via nonhomologous end joining. The transcript is spliced from 3 exons. NCBI's taxonomy places the organism in Eukaryota, Metazoa, Arthropoda, Insecta, Diptera, Culicidae. The coding region runs from base 18 to 1106 and encodes 362 amino acids. Gene Ontology annotation, molecular function: damaged DNA binding; 5'-3' DNA exonuclease activity. The record is from RefSeq and is a predicted model, not a curated record.